AUGGCAGUAAUAAAUCAGCCGUCAAAUCAGAUUAAGCUCACAAAUGUGUCUCUUGUUCGAAUGAAGAAGGGCAAGAAGAGGUUCGAGAUCGCCUGUUAUCAGAAUAAAGUCCAGGAUUGGAGACUGAGAGUGGAGAAGGAUCUCGAUGAGGUACUUCAAAUUCCUCAGGUAUUCAUGAAUGUCUCCAAAGGACAGGUUGCCAACAAUGAAGACCUUCUUAAUGCAUUCGGAACAACAAAUCACGACGAAAUCAUUCUUGAGAUCUUGGAUAAGGGGGAGAUUCAGUUGAACGAGAAAGAACGCAGUGCAAACUUACAGCAAAAGCAGAAUGAGUUCUUAAACUUGAUCUCCACCAAAUGCAUAAACCCUAGAUCUAAAAAGAGGUAUCCUCCCAGCAUGAUUCAAAAAGCUCUCAACCAGCUCAAGUUUCAUUUAAACCCCAACAAGCCAACCAAGACCCAGGCUCUAGAAGCUAUCAAGCUCUUGAUUUCUGAGCAACUCAUGCCCAUUGCAAGAGCCCAAAUGAAAGUCAAGAUCACGCUUCUUGCACGAGUUCAGCUGUCCUUUGACGAACAUUUUAGAGUGUUACUAGACACGAUAGAGGAUGAGAAGGCUGGAGAUAAAUUAUUCGAAGUCAUUGCAAUCAUUGACCCAUCCAACUACAAGAAUAUCGUAGAUUUGCUUCAAGGAGAAAAUGCUCAGGUGAAAAAGGGCGAAGGGUCUGUGGAAGUACUCGACAUGUCUGCCGUCAAGGAGUAA
Candidozyma auris is the source of this 759-nucleotide messenger RNA. Its product is annotated as guanine nucleotide exchange factor SDO1. The coding region runs from base 1 to 759 and encodes 252 amino acids. The record is from RefSeq and is a predicted model, not a curated record. Gene Ontology annotation, biological process: cytosolic ribosome assembly; ribosome biogenesis. Lineage: Eukaryota; Fungi; Ascomycota; Pichiomycetes; Serinales; Metschnikowiaceae. The transcript has a single exon.